This is a messenger RNA of Zea mays, 4838 nucleotides long. Its product is annotated as serine/threonine-protein kinase prpf4B-like. Bases 154 to 3015 code for a protein of 953 amino acids. The transcript has 13 exons. Gene Ontology annotation, molecular function: ATP binding; protein serine/threonine kinase activity. Gene Ontology annotation, biological process: peptidyl-threonine phosphorylation; peptidyl-serine phosphorylation; mRNA cis splicing, via spliceosome. The record is from RefSeq and is a predicted model, not a curated record. Lineage: Eukaryota; Viridiplantae; Streptophyta; Magnoliopsida; Poales; Poaceae.
AUACUAGUUCAAUACUAUGACUGAUUUGAUAUUAGAUAGCUCUGCCACCAUCGACUCGGUCCCAAGCGCAAACAAGUUCGCAUCGCCAUCUCGCUCGCAGGGAGGAGAGGGGAGUCUCUAACCCUAACCCUACCCGCCCCUGUCGCCAUAGCCAUGGCUGCCGGCGGAGAGCUCUCCCCCUCCCCCGUGCCCCCCGCAUCCCCCAUCAAGCAUUCUCGCUCACCCGACGAUGCCCAGCCCGACGCAUCCCCGAAGCGUCGCAAGCGCCACCAUCACCGCCGCCACCACCACCACCGUCGGCACCGUCACGCCGAUUCCCCGGUACCCGUGGCAGCCGACGAAGAGGUAGAGGAGGGGGAGAUACUCGAAGAUGCCACCGCCGCCUCUGCCAUGGAGGUCGAUGCUGAGUCCGCCGCCCCAGAGGCUUUCCUUGCUCCGGAGCACUUUGGUAAUGGUGCUGAUACAGACUCAAACACAGAUGCAACCAAGAUGCAAGCUCCUGCUCUGCCUACCCUUCCAUCCUCAGAAGAUGGAAGGAGGUCACUUCAUGAUGCCCCUGAGUCUGAAAGAGGAGAUAUUCUUUCAAGUGAUGUUGAGGACAACAAAGGACAUGAACGAAGGCAAAGACAAAACCGUUCUAAAUCUCCAAAGUCUAGAAGGGAGAAGGAAAGGAGGCACAAAGAUGACCAUCACACUUCAUCUUCAAAAGAUUAUCAUUCCAGAAAUCACUCUAGAACAUCUCCUUACUCAAGGCAUCAAAGUGAAGCUCAUUCGAGAGAUCUGUACUUGAGAUAUAGAGAGAAAGGUGAUUACACUAAUGGUUCUCGUGCAAAUCUUAGGGAUGGUUCUGAUCAUGAGAGCAAUGAUCGGAAUGGGAAGUCUGGCAGACAUACGACUAGGACCCACGGGAGUGAAAGAGAAAGGAGCAGCAGCCAUGGUAUUCAUGAUAGACAUGGUGACAGGUACAGUGACAGACGUGCCAGCCAGGAAAGGCAUAGAGACGAUAGGAUAUAUAGAGACAAAAUCGAUUCAUUAGAAGCUGCUCCUAGGCACAGAGAAAGAAGCAGGAGUCAUAGUAGAUCGGAUCCAAGGGAAAAUACACGUCUUCGUGAUCAAAGCAGGGAGAGGGAAAGACGGAGUGGUAGUUCAAGGCAUAGGGAUCAUGACAGCAAGAGGGAUACAAGUAAAGAUCGGCAUAGAGAAUCUGACAGGGUUAACAGUGCACAUGAAAGGGAUAGAGGGAGAGAGGCUAGGGACAGGGAAUGGCAUAGGGUCAAGGGAAGUGAAACUCAUAGAGCUAAGGAAGGACGGGACAAAGUUAGCGAUAAUGAUAGGCACAGGGAUUCAACACGCUCAAAAUAUAGCGUGUCUGAUGGUUACAAAGAGAGGACAAGAUCUGGGGAGAAAGGUAGAGAUGCUGACCAUAAAAACCGGAAGUUUGAAGAAAUGAAGGAAAAUUCUCUCAAGGAGGAAGAUGAAGAGGAGUACCAAGAGAAAAUAGAACAGCAGUUAGCAAUGCAGGAGGAAGACGACCCUGAAAAAAUCAAAGAGGAAGCAAGGAGGAGGAAAGAAGCUAUCAUGGCAAAGUACAGGCAGCAGCAAUCGCAGAAAGAGGAUAUGGAAUCUAAACCAAGUGGCAAUGAUGAAGAAGUAAGAGCAAUGGAUGGAAACGAAGCUAUACAUCAGAAAGAUGAUAUCGAUAGCAGCUUUAUGGGCAAUGUCGAAGCUGAAAAUAAGCAUGAUUCUUCAGAGGUAUUUGAUGGCAAGACAGGCUUUAAUGUGGGAAGGUCUCCUGCUCACAAUUAUGCUUCAACUAGCACGGGAGCAUUCACUGAUGAGAGGACAAUAGGUGUUUCAGGUCUUGGAGAGGGUUCUCCCAAGAGUGAGAGAUCAGCAGACAUGUUUUGUGAUGACAUUUUCGGAGAAUCACCCACCGGAAUUAGAAAAUUGGGAAAGGAUGAUGGUUUGCAUAUUGAGAGAAAUGCUCUUCAUGACAACUGGGAUGAUGCAGAUGGGUACUACACUUAUCGGUUCGGAGAAUUGCUGGAUGGCCGUUAUGAAAUCAUAGCAGCACAUGGGAAGGGUGUGUUCUCAACAGUUGUGCGGGCAAAAGAUCUUAAAGCGAGUAAGGAUGAUCCUGAAGAAGUUGCCAUCAAAAUUAUUCGCAACAAUGAGACAAUGUACAAGGCUGGUAAGCAAGAGGUUUCAAUAUUGGAAAAACUUGCAAGUGCGGACCGUGAGGACAAACGCCACUGCGUGCGGUUUAUUUCUAGUUUCAUGUACCGGAACCAUCUUUGCUUAGUUUUUGAAUCUCUCAAUAUGAAUCUUCGUGAGGUUUUAAAGAAAUUUGGUCGUAAUAUUGGGCUUAAACUGACUGCGGUGAGGGCAUAUUCAAAGCAGCUUUUCAUCGCCCUGAAGCACCUGAAGAACUGCAAAGUUUUGCACUGUGAUAUAAAACCAGAUAAUAUGCUGGUGAAUGAGGCUAAGAAUGUGCUCAAGGUAUGUGAUUUUGGCAACGCUAUGCUUGCUGGUAUGAAUGAAGUUACGCCUUAUCUUGUCAGCCGUUUCUAUCGGGCACCUGAGAUCGUUCUUGGGUUAGCCUAUGAUCACCCUUUAGACAUGUGGUCAGUUGGUUGCUGUCUAUAUGAGCUUUAUACCGGGAAAGUCUUAUUUCCUGGUCCAUCAAACAAUGCCAUGCUUCGGCUUCAUAUGGAAUUGAAGGGUCCAUUCCCUAAGAAGAUGCUUCGAAAGGGUGCCUUUACUAUGCAACACUUCGAUCAAGAUCUCAAUUUUCAUGCUACCGAGGAGGAUCCUGUGACAAAAACGGCUGUGAGAAGGUUAAUUUUGAACAUUAAACCAAAGGAUGUUGGUUCUUUGUUUCCGAACUUUCCUGGCGAGGAUCCAAAAAUGCUAUCCAGUUUUAAGGAUCUUCUUGAUAAAAUAUUUACAUUAGAUCCAGAAAAGAGGAUAACUGUAUCGCAAGCACUUAGCCAUCCAUUUAUCACUGGCAAGUGACACAAGAUGACGAUUCCUCUUGACCUUGAACUUAGCAUCUUCACUGUAAAAUACAUUUUGGGUUCCUCUUGUCUAAUCAUCAACGUUUCUGUCUUGUGUCCUGGGAGCUCUGAGAAAAAGUACAUGGAUGAAGCACGGAACUUCGGAAGAGAUGGCUAUCUGCAGACCUUGUUGCAUGCACUUAUCAUUUGGAUAUAUUCUGUUGCUUGUAAGACAACUAGCCAGUUGGCAUUCCAUUCCCUGUGUACAAUCUUUCCUAUGGAUUUACAAGAUAUACAUGAAAGUCUGCUUCAUUUCACUUAACAAUUGUGCUGACUUGUGGAUCUAUGACAAACAAGGUUAUAUGUGUAACACUUGUUUAACUGGUGUAAGCAAAUCUUUUCAUGUGCUUGGCGCACUUAUAUGAACACAAUUUUUUUAUUUGUGUGCUGGCAUGUACUUUGCUGAUGUUUAAGAUUGCAUGCCUGGUAUGCUUGUCCUCAAGCACUAACAUAUCUCGGGAUGCAAUGCACCAGAAUUUCGUACUGCUAUUUCAUGCUAACAGAGGCCUUGUGCUGUUAAAUUGUUCCUUACAUCUACUUGUGUACUGUUUCGAUUUAUAAGAUUAUAUUCUAAUUUCUUCUUCCAUUCAGGAUUCUGCCAGGGCCUCUGCUAUGUGCACAUUUUAUAUGCUUAAGGGCCAACAUAAGAAGAGUUUUCACCUAAUAGUUGAUUAUGGGUUGGUACAUCAAGGCUGAUUCAGUUCAAUUUUAGCAACCUUUACUGUUUAUUAGGUGCAUUUCCAAUAUUUUGUGUUUUGGUUAGUAAUUUCUUUUGCCAGUUUCAUCAAACAUUGAUCUUCUAAACAAUUUGUUUGUUUUUUGUGUGCCUGCCAAACUUCUUCAUAUUAAUGGGUUAUGAGAUUCAAGUACUAUAUGCUUUACAUGAAAGCUGUAUUCUCUACCAUUCAGCGAAAUGUGCGAAACAUGAGAAACAUUUUUGUCUUGUGUAACAAUUUGAGAGCUGAUUAUUACAUUGACUGCUAGUUAUAAAACCGUGGGCUUAUUACUUUUACUUUGUAUCUAGAUUUGCUGCAUGUAGAUAAACACUGGUGGGAAGCUGAAAUUUUACUGUGUAAUUAGUAUUCAAGUGCAGGAGAGAUGCGUAUCAUUUCAUUGAGUAAAGAGGCUACAGGGAAAGAAAUCCAACAUAGCCCGCCCCUCCUCCCUCUAAGCACACAAGACCUGAAAGGUUCUCAGCCUGUUAGCACCAUGGAAUGCUCUUAUUUGUGAUUGCCUGCAGCACCGCCAUCAUAACACUUGCAAUGAUGCCAUUAAAAAGACAUCAUACUGAUGUUUCCAGAUCUCUCAAGCCACCAAGAUAGUGAGUUCAGGCCUUUCUUGCUAUAUCAUUUGGCACUUGUCAGCCUAGCUCAAACCGGCUUGAUAACUUAUUGAUGAUAGGUUGAGGCGCAAUGGAAAUAAUCCAAGCCUGCCAGAUUGGUAACCAUUCUUUAGACUGCCAUUUAGUAAGUCAGGUUGAACCUAUUACCAUCUAUAAGGACUUGUUCGGUUAGCUCUCAAUCCAUGUGGAUUGAGUGGGAUUGGAUGGGUUUGAAUCCCAAACAAGUCAAACUUCUUCUCAAUUUUUUCCAAUCCCAUCCAAUCCAUAUGUAUUAGGAAUAACCGAACAAGCCCUAAGUGGGCAUGCAAAUGGCAUUGUGUUGGAUUGGACCAUUGUAAACGGUUUCUCGUGUUGGAUGCAAGCAUUCUGUAGUUGUUUUGAGUUGUUUUUUAUUAUCUGUAGUACUUGCUGGGUAAAUCUAAAGAACUGGAUUUGUGUCA